UUUUACUUUUAAUGUCAUGUUUGUUACGGCAGGAGAGAUAACGGUAUAUAAGUACAGCUCCGUUGCCAACACAAGUGAUUCUGCUAGCUAGCAUCGGCUAACGUUUGCUCAGACCAAAGAUGCAUUGUGGCAAGAUGUUGAACUGCUCAGUACUUCCGUGUUUGAGUUAACCGCCGCCUCCUGACCCGCCCGGCAGAAGUUUACUUCUGGUUUCUUUGAUAGCUGAGCGGGGUUUGGCUUUUAAAAUAUAUUUUAGCUGCUUAGGUUUAUUUGUUAGUCGUGUAUUAGCAUAUUUGAAGUAAUGCCAAGGUUGUGUUUCGUUGAGACAUAAUGUAGCGCUACUGUUGAGUAGCUGUAUUGUUUAGCAGUGGCUAACUUAAGCUAUGGUUAGUUCCUGUGUAGCACAUACGCUGUAUGAUUCAAAUGUAUUAACGCUAUAUUCAUUAAACAGACAUUUGAAGCAUUUUGCGCCUGGGCUACCUCGGGAAUAAGCUGUAGCAGCGGAUUGUUAUGUUGACUUUUCUAACGUCUUUGGGUGAAGUUUAGAAAAAACGGCUGGUAGGUUUAGACGUCGCGAAAUAACAUCAAACAACUCGAUAACUAAACACAAUCAGUCCAUUGUUUUUGUCAGAAGCUUGUCAGCUAACUGACUGAACAUGAAGAGAGCCAGAGGCGGCGGUGAUGAGGAAGCUCCCCGGCAGAAUGGCACCACAUCCCGCAGGAGAGGAGACCAACAGCAAGGUGAUGGGGAGGACGGUGGCAGUAGCUUCGACCCAACUGAACUGCAGGACGACGACAAUGAUCCGGGACUCAGGAGAGAGAUACGGAGCAAGUACAGAGACCUCAUCAACUCGGUGCAACAAAACAGAGAAGAUAUGCUGAGUCCCUCCAACAACAAGCUCACAGAAGUUUUAGAAGAGGCAAAUAAACUUUUUAAAGAUGUCCGGCAGGCAAGAGAAGCAGCUCUGGAUGCCCAGCUCCUUGUUGUGGCCACAGACCUCGGAAAGGAGAAAGCCAGCCAACUUUUCUCCGAGGGCACGGCUUUCGAUCCCACUGCUUUUGCUGAGAAUCUUCUGUCUUUCAUGGGUCUCAACCGACUAGAAGACGGCGAGAACGAGCAGCAGAACGGAGAUGCACUUGAUGGCUACCUGCCCCAGGAUGCUUGGCACAGAGUGGCCAGGAGAGCAGAGUGCUGCUUCAGGACAGCACCCUCCUUCCACUACAUGAUGGGUUCCUUUCAUGCAGAGCCGCCUCCUCCAAAACAAAAGAUUGAACGGCUAAGGAAGCAACCGAACAAGGAACUGAAAAGGAUAAUGCCUACUCAGCUGAAGAGAAUGGAAGACUCCCAUCAGGAAGCGACUGAGAAAGAGGUGGAGAGGAUCCUGGGAUACCUGAAGAGCUAUUACCAAGACGAUCCAACAUCACCGAUAUCGUAUUACGAGUUCGUCAUCGACCCCAAAUCGUUUUCCCGGACAGUAGAGAAUAUUUUCCACACGUCUUUCCUAAUCAGGGAUGGGUUGGCACGGAUGUAUCUGGAUAGUGGCAAAUUGCCAUGUAUAGCACCUGUAGAGGAGGGAGAGGUGGAAGCUGGAGGAUCAUACAGCCGUAAGCAGUGCAUCGUCUCCAUCAGUCCAAAGACGUGGAGGGAGCUCAUAGAAGCCUUCGACAUCAGAGACACAUUGAUUCAGCCUCCGAACACGCAGAAUGAGUGACAGACCCUGUCACUUUUUGGCAGCUGAAACUGAACCAUGUUUUUAGGUGUGUUAAUGUUUUUUAUUUCUGAAUAAUAAAAACAAAUAGUUAAAAAUUUGCUGAGGCCAAAUUCCAGUGUAGGUCACUCAUGUAAACACAUAUCAUAGUGACUUAGGAUCCUAAUUACUCGAUUGUACAUUAUUUUUGUAAUUUUUACUGUUUUUAGAAGUUUGAAUAAAAGAGACAAAAAAGA
This is a messenger RNA of Epinephelus moara (kelp grouper), 1945 nucleotides long. It is a transcript of the gene nsmce4a, whose product is annotated as NSE4 homolog A, SMC5-SMC6 complex component. The transcript has 11 exons. The coding region runs from base 657 to 1712 and encodes 351 amino acids. The record is from RefSeq and is a predicted model, not a curated record. Gene Ontology annotation, cellular component: nucleus; Smc5-Smc6 complex. Gene Ontology annotation, biological process: DNA repair. Lineage: Eukaryota; Metazoa; Chordata; Actinopteri; Perciformes; Serranidae.